Molecule: messenger RNA, 1773 nt
Organism: Macadamia integrifolia
Lineage: Eukaryota; Viridiplantae; Streptophyta; Magnoliopsida; Proteales; Proteaceae
Product: protein NRT1/ PTR FAMILY 4.3-like
Exons: 5
Coding region: 79-1773 (564 amino acids)
Biological process (GO): transmembrane transport; regulation of apoptotic process
Cellular component (GO): membrane
Molecular function (GO): transmembrane transporter activity
Source: RefSeq, a predicted model, not a curated record
CAACCAGAUAGAAGUUAAGAUCAGAGGCUUGAGGAAUACAUCAAGCAAGUAGGCGGAGCUCCCUUAAGACACACCAAUAUGGCUAUGCAAGGUUUCGUGGAUUGGAAGGGUGAGCCCAUAGAGCAUGCAAGACAUGGUGGAGCAAGAGCUGUGCUGUUCAUCUACAUAAUGGCUAUGAUUACAGACAUGUCUUGUGCACCUAUCUAUAUAACCAUGAUUAAUUACCUGCAUGGAACCCUGGAUAUGGAUCUCGCAAGCACUUCAACCACUAUAACUAACUUCAUUGCUGCAACAUGUGGAUUUGCUUUACUUGGAGGGUUCAUCUCAGAUGCCUAUAUCACCAGAUUCCAAACCUUACUGCAUUUUUGUCCCUUGAUGUUCAUUGGACAAGCUUUGUUAGCCUUGCAUGCAACUUUUCUAUCACUCUCUCCACUAGAUUGUGGCAUCCCAGAGAAGUAUAAGCUUGUUCAUGGAGUCAAUACUUCUAUUCUUCACAUGGGUUUAUACACCCUAGCCUUUGGUGAAGCUUUUCUCAGAGCUAAUCUUCCACCAUUCGGAGCAGAUCAAUUUGAUGACACUGAAAUAUUUAGUUCAAGGAGCAAGUCUAGUUACUUUAACUGGUUGAGCUUCAUCUGCACUGGAGGUUCAAUAAUAGGCCUCAUUUUGGUAGAUUGGAUACAGAACCACAGAGGUUGGGUAGAAGCGUUUGUUGCAUCUGCAACUUUAAUGGGACUUGGGCUUGUCGUGCUUACUUCAGGUUUUAGGUUCUAUAGAAAUCAAAUCCCAAGUGGAAGCCCUCUAACUCGAAUCUUGCAGGUCUUCGUGGCUGCAUUUAGAAAAAGAAAGCUACCAUUACCUCCAAUUGGAGGACUCCAUCAAAAUAUUUCCAGUGAAGAAAUGAUGGGUGAGGUGUUAGAACACACAAUGGACUUCAGAUUCCUCGAUAAAGCUGCUAUUUCAUGUGGAAUGACCCCAUCAAAAUGGUCUCUUUGUACUGUAACACAAGUGGAAGAGGCAAAAAUUGUCCUUAGAAUGCUCCCCAUCUUCAUCAGCACUGUCUUUGCAUACAUUCCCAUGCAUCUUCUCGUGAACUUCAGUCUACUACAGACCAACACAAUGAGCAGUACUAGAUUGGGAACAUUCUAUGACUCUCCAGUUUCAAUACUUGCAUUCCUUUCUGCUCUGCAGAUGGUAUUUAUUGUUGUCUAUGAUCAAUUGCUCGUGCCGCUCGCGAAAAUGAUCACUGGAUAUCAAACUGGAAUCACUCGCUUGCAACGUGUAGGUGUUGGCUUUAUGGUAGUACCAUUAGCAAUGUGUAUAGCUGCCAUGAUGGAGAGAGAAAGGAAAAGAAUUGCAGAGGAUUAUGAUUUAAUAGACUCCAAAAAUGCUUAUCUUCCCAUGUCAACUUGGCUUGGGCUACAAUAUUUUGCAAUAGUAAUCUUUGGUGUGUUCACAUAUAUUGGGUUGCUGGAGUUCUUCAACAGUGAGACUUCUAGAGGAAUGAAGUCAAUGGGGUCUGCUAUGUUCAACUGUAUGAUUGGAUUGUCUUCCUUGCUGAGUUCUGUUCUAGUGAAUGUACUAAAGAAUGCCUGCAGAGAUGGAGAUGAUGGAAGAAAUGGAUGGAUGGAAGGAAACAACUUGAACAAGACUUAUCUGGACAGAUUCUAUUGGCUGCUUUCCCUGUUUAGCUUGGUGGGGUUCUUGAACUAUCUGUAUUGGGCUAACAAGUAUGUCUAUAAGAGAAACAGGCUCACUCUGUUUCAAAAUGGCUGA